This is a messenger RNA of Sphaerodactylus townsendi, 3415 nucleotides long. RefSeq names its product zinc finger protein 420-like. Gene Ontology annotation, cellular component: nucleus. The transcript is spliced from 7 exons. Lineage: Eukaryota; Metazoa; Chordata; Lepidosauria; Squamata; Sphaerodactylidae. Gene Ontology annotation, biological process: regulation of cytokine production; negative regulation of transcription by RNA polymerase II; regulation of immune system process. Bases 128 to 2920 code for a protein of 930 amino acids. The record is from RefSeq and is a predicted model, not a curated record.
GGGAACCGGAAACAGGAAAGCCUCUUUUCCGGGUGGAGAGAGGUGUGAUAGAGAACACGGAGGGCUUUUCGGAAAAGCCUUGUAGUCGCAUCCCGGAAGGUUUAUUCACAAGCUACUUAGGAAGGACAUGGAAGAGGAGGACCCAGUAGGACUUGGAAUUGGCAAGAAAGGCGCCCAUCCCAUCCAAGCUGGGAGUGCUGUUGAAGACUGGGCACGAGCUGUGCCAGAAGUCCUGGACCAAGACCCAGAUGUACAUAGGCGAUGCUUCUGGCAAUUCCGUUACCAUGAGGCUGAUGGGCCCCGAGAGGUCUGCCGCCAACUCUAUUCACUUUGCAACCACUGGUUGAAGCCAGAGAGGUACACCAAGAAGCAGAUCGUGGACCUAGUGAUCCUGGAGCAGUUCCUGAACAUCUUGCCCCUGGAGAUGCAGCUCUGGAUCAGAGGAUGCAGGCCGGAGACCAGUUCCCAAGCGGUGGCCCUGGCUGAAGGUUUCCUCCUGAGUCAGGCAGAGGAAAAGAGGCAGGCAGAGCAGAUAUGGGGGCCAUCCGUGAAGAUGGAAGCUAAGUUCUCUGAGGUGGAAAUAAUUCCAUUGGAGGAAUGGCAGAGGGAGCAGGCCCAAAAUACCCCCUCAUGUGGCAGUGAAGAGGUGGUGUCAAUCCGUUCUCUUCAUAGAGGUGUGGAAAUGGUUGCUGCAUCUCCUGUCCAGUGUCAAUUUUCCUUUGAGGAGGUGACUGUGUCUUUCACAGAGGCAGAGUAUGCAUUGCUGGAUCCAGGCCAAAGAACUCUCUACAGGGAAGUCCUGCUGGAGAACUACGACAACAUGGUCUUUCUGGUAGAGGAUGAUCAGGGGAAUGAGUGGGAUGAGGAACCGCAUCAGCUGUUGACUGAGAAAGUCAAGAAUGAUGACUCGAAAAUAAUCUUCACGAAUCAAGGUGGACUUGAGAGGCAGAAAGGCAGUCACGUGGUUGAGAAGAGGGUAAAACCCAUUCCUCGCCAAGGGCGGGAUUUCUAUGAAUUAAUCCACAUGGUGGAGGAAGCACAUGAGUGCUUGGAAUGUGGAAUGAACUUCUCAGAUCAAACCCAGUAUAAUAUCCAUUUGCAAAUGCACAGUGGAAAGAAGACCCAUCAAUGCUUGGAGAAUGGAAAGGACUUCGUUUGCAGAUCAGAGCUCCUUAGACAUCACAGAACAUAUACAGGAAAGAAACCUUAUAGCUGCUCAGACUGCGGCAAGAUCGCACAAAAACCAGACUUUGUUCGACAUCAAAGGAUUCAUUUAGGAGAGAAACCAUUUAACUGCUUGGAGAGUGGAAAAAAAGGUAAUGCGCUUUUCAUAAAGCAUAGUAUAAUAAAAGGAUGUAAAUGCUUUCAGUGUGGGAAGUGCUUCAAAUACAGAUCACACUUCCUUGUGCAUCGAAGAAUACAUAAAGGAGAGAAGCCUUUUGAAUGCCCAGAAUGUGGAAAGAGAUUCAGUCAGAACAGCAAUCGUGAACGGCAUCUAAGAAUCCACACAGGGGAGAAACAGUUUGAAUGCUCAGAAUGUGGAAAGAGAUUCAGUAGGAGUAGUCAUCUUCAACAGCAUUUACGAAUCCACACAGGAGAGAAGCCUUUUGAAUGCUCAGAGUGUGGAAAGAGAUUCACUAAUCGUAGCACUCUUCAACGCCACCUAAGAACCCACACAGGGGAAAAGCCCUUUGAAUGCUCAGAGUGCGGAAAGAGAUUCAGAAGGAGUGGUCAUCUUCGACAACACCUAACUACUCACACAGGGGAGAAGCCCUUUAAAUGCUCAGAGUGUGGGAGGAGAUUCAGUAGGAGUGGCACUCUUCAAAUGCAUCAAAGAACCCACACUGGAGAGAAACUGUUUGAAUGCUCAGAGUGUGGAAGGAGAUUUAAUCAACAUAGCCAGUUUCAACAGCAUCUAAUAACCCACACAGGGUUGAAACCUUUUGAAUGCUCAGAGUGUGGAAAGAGAUUCAGUCUACAUAAUACUCUUCAACGCCACCUCAGAACACACACAGGGGAGAAACCAUUUGAAUGUUUAGUGUGUGGAAAGAAAUUUAGAAAAACUGGUCAUCUUCAACAGCAUCUAAUAAUUCACACAGGGGAAAAACCAUAUAAAUGUUUGGAAUGUGGAAGCAGCUUCAGUCAGAGUGGCAACCUUAUUGCCCAUCAGAGAAUUCACACAGGGGAGAAACCAUAUAAAUGCCUAGAGUGUGGAAGCAGUUUCAGUCAGAAUGGAAGCCUUACUGUUCAUCAAAGAAUUCACACAGGGGAGAAACCAUAUAAAUGCCUGGAGUGUGGGAAAAGCUUCAGUCGCAGUACAAACUUGUCUUCCCAUCAAAAGAUUCACACAGGGGAGAAACCAUAUAAAUGCCUGGAGUGUGGGAAAAGCUUCAGUCGUAGUACAAACUUGUCUUCCCAUCAAAAGAUUCAUAUAGGGGAGAAACCAUGUAAAUGCAUGGAGUGUGGGAAAAGCUUUAGUCGGAGUGAUCGUCUUGCUUCCCAUCAAAGAAUUCACACACAGGAAAAACCAUAUACAUGCCUGGUGUGUGGGAAAAGCUUCCGUCACAGUUCAAACUUGUCUUCCCAUCAAAAGAUUCACACAGAGGAAAAAGCAUAUAAAUGCAGGGAGUGUGGGAAAAGCUUUCGUCGAAGUGGCAGCCUUACUUCCCAUCAAAGAAUUCAUACAGGACAGAAACCAUAUAAAUGCCAGGAAUGUGGAAAAAGCUUCAAUCACAGUCAAAACUUACAUACCCAUCAAAGAAUUCACACACAAGAAAAACCAUAUAAAUGCUUGGAGUGUGGGAAAAGCUUCAGUCGGAGUGAUCAUCUUGCUUACCAUCAAAGAAGUCACACAGGGGAGAAACUAUAUAUAGGGGUGUGCACCAUUGUUUUCCCCAGUGUUUUUCAGGUUUUGGUUUAAGACCUGUAAUUUUUUCAAAAACAAAACCCAAACCCCCCAUCCAAGUAUGGGGGUUUCCCUCUGGUUGUCCAAAGUGUUUUGGGUCAGCCAAGCCCAAUUUUUAGCUCUGAACCUCCAUUGGCUCCUAAGUCCAUAUGAAUUUCAGCGGAGGCAGUGCCAAACCCAGCAUUAAGCUCUGCCCCACUAUCUCUGAUGUCCACAUGACUUUCACAGAGAAUGGGGCAGAACUGAUCUAAAUGCUGGGUCUGACUUGACAAACCCACCAUUCAGUUCUCCGCAGCCUGUUACCUCCAAGUUCAUGUGGAUUUCUGAAGCUGCAUUCAGCUGGUGAGCGAUGGGAAGAGGGAGGUUGUGAUGGUUUCUCUCCUUUUUUGAUGGUGGUGGGGCUUAAGAGGCCUGAAAAAUACCAGAAAAAAUUGGCAUUUUUCAGGAUAUGCUUUUCAGCUCCCUUGAAUUAUCACCAUUUCUCCAGCAAAAAUAAACUAUUUAUAUUCA